Letharia columbiana is the source of this 417-nucleotide messenger RNA. RefSeq lists its product as uncharacterized. Lineage: Eukaryota; Fungi; Ascomycota; Lecanoromycetes; Lecanorales; Parmeliaceae. Gene Ontology annotation, cellular component: nucleosome. Bases 1 to 417 code for a protein of 138 amino acids. Gene Ontology annotation, molecular function: DNA binding; protein heterodimerization activity; structural constituent of chromatin. The transcript has 3 exons. The record is from RefSeq and is a predicted model, not a curated record.
AUGGCUGGCGGAAAAGGCAAAUCCACUGGUGGGAAGGCAGGACCCAAAGAGAGUCCACCGCAUAAGCAGAAGUCGCACUCUGCCAAAGCUGGUCUACAAUUCCCCUGCGGCCGUGUCAAGCGUUUCCUAAGAAACACCACGCAGAACAAGAUGCGCGUUGGCGCCAAGGCCGCCGUCUAUGUCACCGCCGUACUCGAAUACCUCACAGCCGAAGUCCUCGAGCUUGCCGGUAACGCCGCCAAAGAUCUCAAAGUCAAGCGUAUCACUCCUCGCCACUUACAGCUUGCCAUUCGCGGUGAUGAAGAAUUGGACACCCUGAUUCGCGCGACCAUCGCCUUCGGAGGUGUGCUGCCGCAUAUCAACCGUGCUCUGUUGUUGAAGGUGGAGCAAAAGAAGAAAGGGAAAGGCGAAGCUUGA